AUGUCUCUCCCAAUCCCUCCCCAGCGGCCCUCCAUGUGCCCCCGGCAGGCGUCGAGCAGCAGCUUUGCUGAUGCCUUCGACGAUGCCCGGAGGAAGCUCGACGAGAUGGGCGUCCAGGAGCCGGGCGAAGACGAAGUGCUGUCCCCCUCGCUGUCGGCGUCCAGCUCUGCCACCGACGUGAGUGCUGCCACGGCGGGCGUCGAGUCACCCUCGCCCCUGAGCCCGGCCACGCCUACCACCGUCCCGAUCACACCCAUGGUCGAGGACGUGGCCGACAACUUUGCCUUCGCCUUCGACAUCGACGGCGUGCUCAUCCGCGGCGGGCGUCCGAUCCCCGAGGCUGUUGAGGCCAUGAAGGUCCUCAACGGCGAGAAUGAGUGGGGCGUCAAGGUUCCCUACAUCUUCCUGACCAACGGCGGCGGCAAGUUCGAGACGGAACGCUGCCACGACCUCUCGGAACAGCUCGAGAUCGACGUCAGGCCCGGUCAGUUCAUCUGCGGCCACACCCCCAUGAGGGAGUUCGCCGACCGGUACGGCACCGUCCUGGUCGUCGGCGGCGAGGGUGAGAAGUGCCGCGACGUGGCCGAGUCGUACGGCUUCCGCGACGUCGUCACCCCCGGCGACAUCCUCAAGGCCAACGCGCACACUGCCCCCUUCCGCAAGCUCACCGACAAGGAGCACGCCAACUCGCGGGACCUGCUCGCGCGCCACGGCGCCGAGAAGCUCUCCGACAUUGUCAUCGAGGCCAUCUUCGUCUUUGCCGACUCGCGCGACUGGGCGUCGGACCUGCAGAUCAUCCUCGACAUCGCCCAAUCCAAGGGCGGCAGGCUCGAGACGCGCUCCGAGACUUUUGACGAGGGUCCGCCCAUCUACUUCAGCCACAACGACGUCUUGUGGUCGGCGGCCCACGAACACGCCCGCCUCGGCAUGGGUGCGCUGCGGCGCAUCGUCGAGACCGUCUUCGAGGACACGACGGGCGGCAAGAAGCUCAAGACGCACGCCUUCGGCAAGCCGCAGGUGUCGACGUUCGAGUUCGCCACCCGCCUCCUGCAGCAGUGGCGGGCGACGCAGCACGGCCUGCGCCAGACGAAGCCGCCUGCCACCGUGUACUUUGUCGGCGACACGCCCGAGUCGGACAUCCGCGGCACCAACGCCAUGGACGCCAUCUCGGAGAACGAGUGGUACAGCAUCCUCGUCAAGACGGGUGUCUACCAGCCGGGCACCGAGCCCAAGUACAAGCCGCGCAAGCUGGUCGACACGGUGCUCGACGCCGUCAACCACGGCAUCCGCCGCGAGAUGGCCCGCCUCGCCUCGGGCAAGGACACCGGCGGCCGCAUCCUGCCGCUGAACGAUGUCGGGCUCAAGGCGGUUGCCGAGGGACAGAGCCCCGACAUUGAGGGACAGGAUAGCUUCCUGACUAUGGCCUAG
Chaetomium fimeti is the source of this 1428-nucleotide messenger RNA. RefSeq names its product HAD-like domain-containing protein. Gene Ontology annotation, biological process: glycerophospholipid biosynthetic process. The transcript has 2 exons. NCBI's taxonomy places the organism in Eukaryota, Fungi, Ascomycota, Sordariomycetes, Sordariales, Chaetomiaceae. Bases 1 to 1428 code for a protein of 475 amino acids. Gene Ontology annotation, cellular component: mitochondrion. The record is from RefSeq and is a predicted model, not a curated record.